AUUCGGAGCUUCCUGGGCGCUGCCGCAUUGGGAGAAGAAGGGGCGGAGGAGGCCGCGUAUUGAUGGUCUCAUGAACGAUGUCGACUGACAGGGCGCCGCUCUUUCUGCCUCCCGGAGCCUUCACCUUUGUCGCUGGCGGCGGCGCUGGGGUGGCCCAAGUGGCGGCGGAGUACCCAUUCGACACGGGUAGGUUGCUAUCAACGAUAGAUGACGACAGUGACAAGUGCACCUGGUCGCUCUUCUGUGUGUCGGUGUGAUUGUGUGUGCAGUGAAGACUCGUGUGCAGUCGACAGCGUUGUCUUAUCGCGGCCCGGUGGACUGCAUCGUGCGCACCUUCCAGCGAGAGGGCGUUCGAGCUUUCUAUCAGGGAGUCACGCCCCGUCUACUGACGUACGGUGUGGUCAAGUCGACUCUGUUCUCCAUCUAUGAGAGGGCGCAUGGCGUGUGCGGGUCAACAGCUCUUGCUGGAGCGAUGGCUGGGGCCGUCAACACGCUUGUCAGCUGCCCUGUUGAGAUCAUCAAGAGCAAACUGCAGGUCAGCAAAGGAAGACAACAAAAAGCAUGAUAUUCAUGGUAGAAUGCACCUGUCUGUCCCUCAGAUCUAUCAGAGGUUGCCGGGCAAGGUGUAUGACGGCCCGCUGCAGCGUGCACAGGCCCUCAUCGCAGCACACGUACGAGCACACAACAAUAGCAACGUGUUUUCGUCUCGUCUGACGAUUGUUGGACGACUGCUGUGUGUGUGGUGAGGGGUGGGGCGUGUGGUAUAGAGGCCUGUCAGCCCAGCUCGCCCGCGACACUCUCGGCUAUGCCAUACUCUUCACCGUCUACCACACCGCCAAGCAGCUGAACGUCCUCCCGGUGCCUGUAUGUGGCGGAAUGGCUGGGGUGGCCUUCUACCUCUCAACGCUAUGGAUCGACCGAGCCAAGACCAUUCUGCAGACGCAAGACUUCGCCGCGCCACAGUAUGCUUCGAUGCGAGCAUGUCUGUUGGACGUGGCCAAGCGGGAGGGGAUGGUCGGGCUCUAUCGUGGCUGUGUGCCGACCCUCAUGAAGACCUUCGUGGGUCAGGCGGCUGGGCUGGUCGCUUACGAUGUCAUCAGUCAGGGCGUGGGCAAGUGAGUGUGUGCGGCGUGAAGCAGCUGACGGUUGACGGGCGUCUUCUGCAUUGAGGGUGAGGCCGAUGUGGUGCAGGAGUCUGCACCACCUCAUCCUAGUCCUCGAGGCCCAGACGCCCAUCGGCGUCGCUCUUCUCCGCUUCAACACCGACGACGUCUCGGCCAGCCUUUGUGGGUGGCAGCGGCUCGGUUGUGUCAUGUUGGCGUUGAUGUGAGUAGGCCUGGAGACCUAGAUCUGGGUUGGUUCCUCUUCUGAUCCAGAUCUAGAUCUCCAGCGCGACUUCGACGUGAACCUCAACGUGAACAUCCGGCCAGAGCGGUGUGUCUUGUGCAUUGCGAAUGAGGAGGCUUUUUCCUCCCGUCUCUGUUGGGAUGGCUCUCUUCCGUCUGACUGGCUGUGCAAAUGUAGUGCAGCGACACGUGUACAUAGACCUACUUACGAGGACAUGUGUCUAUCUGCGAGCGCAUGAUCCCCGAGCCCCGGCACGUGGGACAGUGGUGACCUGGUGAAAAUGAU
Vitrella brassicaformis is the source of this 1632-nucleotide messenger RNA. NCBI's taxonomy places the organism in Eukaryota, Vitrellaceae. The record is from the annotation of a GenBank genome assembly.